Messenger RNA from Mya arenaria, 4059 nucleotides. RefSeq names its product xanthine dehydrogenase/oxidase-like. Bases 1 to 3657 code for a protein of 1218 amino acids. The transcript has 31 exons. NCBI's taxonomy places the organism in Eukaryota, Metazoa, Mollusca, Bivalvia, Myida, Myidae. Gene Ontology annotation, molecular function: FAD binding; iron ion binding; oxidoreductase activity. The record is from RefSeq and is a predicted model, not a curated record.
AUGCACGUUGCGCUUGACUCGUGUCUGUUUCCGGUGUGCGCGGCGCACGGGAAGUCAGUGGUCACAGUUGAGGGAGUCGGGAACACGGACACUGGACUGCAUGCCGUCCAGCGUCGACUGCUGGAGAAUCACGGUCUCCAGUGUGGCUUUUGUACCCCGGGAUUCGUCAUGUCGGCGUUCACUCUGCUACGGAAUCAUCCGGCACCGUCCCGCCGACAGGUGGAGAGGUCGAUUGAAGGGAACUUGUGCCGGUGUACCGGAUACCGACCCAUCAUUGAGGCGUUCUCGUCCUUCUCACCGGAAGUGUGUCCCAUGGGGAGCCAGUGCUGCCGGAACCGCGACAGGUUGGAGAAGACUCCCAGCGUUGAUAAAAAGUUGAUUGCAGAGAAUGAAGACCAAGUUCCUAUAUUCCCACCCGAGCUUCAGGUGUCGGACGCAUACCGCUCGGGACAGGCGGUGUUCGGGAGCGGCGAGAUCACGUGGUAUCGGCCGGUGAGCCUCCGGCAGCUGCUGCAGCUCCGGGACACCUUCCCGUCAGCCCUUCUUGUCAUGGGGAACACCACAACAGGUUUCGCCAUAAAGAAGCACGAGUUUGAUGGCCCGCUGAUUUACGGUGGUGACGUCACGGAGCUUAAACGGUGCGACGUCACCGACGUGGGCAUCACGGUUGGAGGCGGAUGUACCAUGAACGAGCUCGAGGAGCAACUUCCGGUACUGGAGGCCAAGGUGAAGGAAGAAUGGAAGAGAAGACAUAUUAACGUUUUUAACGAGAUGUUGUCGCGAUAUGCCGUACAGCAGAUAAGAAACUGUGCCACGGUUGGCGGAAGUUUGUGCUGUGGCCGGAACGACUCGGACAUAUCCACGCUGUUACACACGCUACCAACUGUGGUCACAAUCGCUUCCCUAAGUGGCGAAAGAACUGUUCCCAUUCAGAACAUGAAGCUGGGGAAGGGAGAAAUCAUAACUAAAGUCCUCAUUCCUCACAGUGAAAAGCGUGAGUACAGCUGGUAUUGGAAAGUUGCUGGGCGACGAUCCUUUUCCCUGGCAAUCGUGAACGGGGCGGCGUCUGCCACCAUAGGAACGGACAACACCGUCACGCGUCUCCGAAUCAGUUUUGGAGGUAUCGCGAAGGGCAAGGUUUACUCUACCGACCUGACGUCAUUCAACAAGAAGAAGUGGAAUGAUGAUCUGCUGCACGGAGUUCUCGGGCGACUCACGGCGGCCCUGGAGUCUGUCAACGGCCAACAAGAGGACAAAUAUCGCGAGGCUGUGGCGUCCGCUUUCUGGUUCAAGUUCUACGCGAAAGUGACAACAGAAUUACAGCUUUCCACGGCCAAUGACUACCAGAGCCUCCUCACACCCCUGUACCGGGAGGGCUACCACAGCAGACAGACCCACGAACAGCCGACGUCCACUGACGCCGUAGGGCGGGAAACACGCGUCAAACACGGUGACGUCGCCGUCUCUGGCCAGGCGAUGUACGCAGAUGACGUUCCGGCUGAAAAAGGUGAGCUGUCUGUCGCCCUCGUCCUAAGCACGAAGGCACGUGCCAAGAUUCUCAAUGUCGAUACUUCCGGUGCAUUGAUGAUGGAGGGCGUGCGGGCGUACCUAGACCACAGGGACCUGGCGGCGCCGGGGACCCACGGGACCAUUAUAAAAGAUCAGCCGAUAUUCGCCAUUGGAGAGGUGCUGUUUUGGGGGCAGCCAAUUGGAGCCGUGGUCGCCGAGACCCGGGAGUUAGCUGUUAGGGCCGCGGCCAAGGUGUCAGUGCUGUAUGAAGACCUUGAGCCAAUUCUCACUAUUCAGGAAGCCAUAGAGAAAGAAAGCUACUUUGGGCCACCGAUGGAAAUGGUAGAGGGUGACGUUGAAGCGGCCUUGGCCAAAAGUGACGUAGUUUUUCAGGGAGAAUACGCCACCGGGCUGCAGGACCACAUGUACAUCGAGCCGCACGCAGCGGUGGCGCGUCUCCGGGAGGGCGGCGAGAUGGAGGUAACGGUCACCGGCCAGAGCAUCCGACACGACCAGGAGGCAAUCGCCGAACUACUGGGUAUCCCUAACCACAAGACAACUGUCAGGGUCAAACGACUUGGCGGCGGAUUUGGCGGGAAGGAGAGUAUUUCCCCAGCAGUGUCUGUUAUCACCGCCCUUGCAGCGAAAAAGACAGGGAAGUCGGCGCGCUUGGUGCUACCGAGGGAAGUCGAUAUGGCGUUUAAGGGAAAGAGACACCCGAUGCUCGGAGUAUAUAAGGUGGGCGUGUCCAAUGACGGGAUCCUUGAAGCCAUUGACGUGAAAUUGUACAGCAACGCUGGAUAUGCUGUCGACCUCUCAUGGCCGAUUUUAGAGAACGCAGUGACGUCAUUCGAAUCCGGCUACAAGGUGCGCGCUCUGCGAGUGGUGGGCCGUGCUUGCAAAACUCACACUGCGUCCAACACCGCCUUCCGGGGAUUCGGCCACCCGCAGGGUGUCCUGGUCAUGGAGGAUAUCGUCACCAGGGCCGCCGCCGUCACGGGUCUAACACCGGAAGUGAUCCGUGAACGCAACCUGUACAAGGACGGUGACAUGGCGCCGUGUGGGACGUUAAUGAAGAACGUUACGUUACCGCUACUCUGGCGUGAAUGUAAACAGGGCAGCCAUUAUGAGCAAAGACUCAAGGAUGUUGAAGAUUUUAACAAGCAAAACCGAUGGAAAAAGCGGGGUAUCGCCAUGACUGCAACAAAAUACGCCGUUGGCUUCGGUCUCCCAACUUAUAACCAGGGUGCAGCUCUGGUGAAUAUUUACCUGGAUGGAACCGUAUUGGUCGAGCACGGAGGAAUCGAGAUGGGGCAGGGACUGAACACAAAAUGCAUACAGGUCGCGUCACGAACGCUUGGACUACCGGAAGAGAAGAUCUACACUUGGGAAUCGUCCACGCGCGAGAUUCCGAAUGCCAUAGUUACGGCCGGAAGUAUGGGCUUUGACCUGUACGGACCCGCCGUGAAGAUCGCGUGUGAGACCUUGAUUGAGCGGCUAAAGCCUGUACGAGAAGCGAUGCCGGACGAUCCAUGGGAGAAACAGGUGAAGGCUGCUUUUCAACAGAGAGUACCCAUGUCGGCUACAGGAUAUAACAGGCCACCCGAUAAGGACCAUUUUAGCAUGGCAAAGAAGAACGGAAACAAACAGGACUAUUUCACAUACGGGGCUGUUUGCACCGAGGUGGAAAUAGAUGUUCUUACAGGAGAAAACCAGGUGGUUCGUACUGACAUAUUCGUAGACCUGGGCUCCAGCGUCAACCCUGCCGUGGACAUUGGACAGAUAGAGGGCGCCUAUGUGAUGGGUCUGGGUAUGGUAACUAGUGAGGACAUGCGAGUAAACGCGGAGGGACAGAAUAUGCACUGCAGUCCACUUCUCUACAAGAUCCCUAGCGUCACAAGUGUACCCCGAUCUUUCAACGUCACACUCGUUAAAAACCCAUACGAUAUCAAGACUAACAUCUACUCAUCUAAGAGUGUCGGAGAGCCUCCGUUGAUCCUAUCCAUGUCUGUAAUUACCGCAAUUAAACACGCAGUAGGGGCUGCGCGGGCACAACAGGGUCAAGAAGGCUACUUCCGGAUGGAUUCACCGGCCACUGUGCAGAGAAUAGCGGAACUUUGUGGAGAGCAGAUACAUACCAAAAAAUAAAGAGUUAAAAAGUUGUGCAUUAAGGAAGAAUAAAUUAAUAAAAUCAGUAAUAAAAUGUACGCACAUGAACUAAAGAAUAUAAUAUAAUACAAAUUCACUGUCCGGGGAAAUUGAUAUGUUCCAGAGCUACAGAUAUUAUUUGAAUGAAUUGAGUUAGAAACGUCGGAAACUUUUGACAAAAUUUUAUAUUAUUCAGUAAAACGUCUUUCUUAUAAACCCUCCGACAAAAGCAGAUUUCAUUGAAUAUUAAAACUUGAAUGGAGUUCUGCCAAUUUAUGAUAAAAUUAUAAAUAAUAUAGCAAAUGUAACAAUUAUAUUCUAGUAAAAUAAACAUAUAUUAUUAAAAUGCUUUUUUUUUUUUUACAAUAAACAGAACUAGAGCUAUCAAAAUUGUGACGAAUG